GCAGUAUAUAAGCAGUGCCUGUAAUCCAAAGACAUUUUAGUUAUCAUUCAGUGUUUUUUACAUCCUCUAAGUGGAAAAUAAUUAAGGAACAGAAUCUACUGAAUAUUUUGAGAAAAUGAAAAGCAACAAAGUUGCACAGAAUUACAGCGAAAAGGCAAGUGAGUUGUUGGCAGUCGGAAAAAAUUCAGAUGCUCUGAAAAACUGCAAUAAUUGUUUACGUUUUGCAACUGCCGAAUCAGCUGAGUCAUUAAAAGCGAUGGCGGCACGUGAAAAAGUUUAUACUAAAUUUGGAUCACUUAAGGCUUCCGUCGACAAUCUUUGCAGUUCAGUUGAUUCAUUAGAGGAUUUAAAGGAAGAUUUUUUCAAGUUGUCACAUCCACCGAACCCAAAAAUUCCAUUUAUUGCUGAUUGUUUGGAAGUGAAAGAAAAUGAUGUCUAUGGACGUUUCAUUGCUACUAAGAAAGACUUAUUGCCUGGUGAUGUUGUGAUUAUGGAAGAACCAUUUUACAAGAUAAUAUCACCAUCAGAAAAAAAUUCACGGUGCUCAGUUUGCUUGAAACAGAACUCACUGAACUUAAUUUCAUGUGAAAAAUGCUCUGCAGCUCUCUUUUGCUCGAAGAAAUGUGCGGCAUCAAAGAUUCAUGAGUACGAGUGCGGAAAGAUAGAGGAACAUUUUGAGAAAGCUCUUCUACAGCGAAUGUUUUAUCAGUCGAUUCAGAUUUGUGGCGACUUGAGUGGACUUGAAAAGUUGAUGAACAAUCAUGAUCCAAAAAAGACAAUCAUGAAUUUCGACCUUAAUGAUCCGGAUAAUAAUAAUAAUUUAAAGAAUCGCAUGUUGGCGACAAUGACUUUAGCAGAACGUGAACCUUGGUCGAGUGAAGCAUAUGCAAAGUAUGAGUUGGUUACAAGAGAAUUGGAACAGACAAAAACAGAGGAUGAGAGACAUUUCUUAAGAAAGUAUUUGGUACAUUGCAUGAAAAGCAUGACAGUCAACUUUUUUCACUUCUUUUGGUCAUCAGAAGAAAAUUCACCUGGUAAAGGAUAUGCAAUUUGUUCACUUGCUGCAUAUUUUGCUCAUUCAUGUGAUCCAAAUAUUGAUAAAAUCGAUGUCGAUAAUAAAUUUGUAUUUGUGACUCGAAGACCAAUCAAAGCUGGAGAACAACUCUCAAUAUGCUAUGAUAGAUACAACUAUCUCACUCACUCAUUAAGUGAUCGUAAAGAAUAUUUUAAUAGAGUCUAUACAUUUGACUGUUUGUGUGUUGCAUGCGCAAAGAACUAUCCACUUCUCAAGGAUAUGUCGAGACUUGAUGAUAAUUUUAUUGAACCAAAAGUGAAUUUAAAUUCAUUUGAUGAUAUGAAGCAGCAAUAUAAUGAAAACUGUAAAUACAUCAGUGACAAUAUCACCAACUAUCCAUCCUACGAGAUCUGUAUUUUAAUGAAUCAGAACAAUCGACUUCUUUAUGCGAUGGGAAAUUUGCUGCCAUUCUGAAAAAUAAAAGAAUUAAUUUUACUUCCUAAUUUUUUUUUUGUUUCUCUUCCAUGUUUUAUUGACCUUUAUGAUAAUUAAUCACAAUUACUGCUGUAGUAAAAAAAAUGAUGCUUUAAGAUGAAUGAAUAAAUAAUGUUUAAAAAAAUACAGA
Chironomus riparius is the source of this 1640-nucleotide messenger RNA. NCBI's taxonomy places the organism in Eukaryota, Metazoa, Arthropoda, Insecta, Diptera, Chironomidae. The record is from the annotation of a GenBank genome assembly.